Messenger RNA from Onychostoma macrolepis, 1695 nucleotides. Its product is annotated as serine/threonine-protein kinase pim-2-like. Bases 103 to 1434 code for a protein of 443 amino acids. Gene Ontology annotation, molecular function: protein serine/threonine kinase activity; ATP binding. NCBI's taxonomy places the organism in Eukaryota, Metazoa, Chordata, Actinopteri, Cypriniformes, Cyprinidae. Gene Ontology annotation, biological process: protein autophosphorylation; negative regulation of apoptotic process; regulation of mitotic cell cycle. Gene Ontology annotation, cellular component: cytoplasm. The transcript is spliced from 9 exons. The record is from RefSeq and is a predicted model, not a curated record.
UCUAGCGCUCAGGUGUACGAUUUCCAUCAGAGUACAUCCCCAACAUCCAGCAUCACCGCGGCCGAGAAACAUCUGUCCGUUACUGCUGCUGAGGAAAAUGAGAUGCCUGUGAGAAAGAGGAGGAGGACGGAGAGUCUCUCGCUCAAAUCCAUUAAGUGGAGCAGCAGCAGCAGCUCAGACCAGGCAUCAAUAUAUAAGAGACACGCUGAGGCUGGCCAAAAGAGAAAACGAAGUUCCCUCAGUGCUCAGGUGUACAACAUCUCAUCUCCAACAUCCAGCACCAAUGCGGCUGAGCAACAUCUGCCCAUUAGUGCUGCUGAGGAAUAUGAGAUGCCUGUGAGAAAGAGGAGGAGGACUGAUAGUUUUCAGAAGCUGCUCUCUCUCAAAUCCAUUAAGUGGAGCAGCAGCAGCAGCUCAGACCACACAUCGACACAUGAGAGACACGCUGAAGAUCAUUCUCUACAGUCUAUUGCCUUGUCUCAAGAGGAUCAUGGUCUUCAGGAACCUCUUUGCAGUGGUCAAGUCCUUCCUCCUGCAGAUCAGCAGGUUCAAAGACCUCCAGCUCCAGUCCACCAAAGUCCAGCCAGUCCAGAAUCAGUUCACAACAGCAGAGUGGACUUGACGACUGUAGAUGACAUUCUGAGCCGUUAUGAAAUCGGCAGAAAGCUUGGUGAGGGAGGAUUCGGCUCCGUCUAUGAAGGGAAACGCUUGGAGGAUGGCCUUGAGGUGGCAGUGAAAAUUGCCAGAAAGCCAAAGAACAUGAAAUACAUCAACAUUCCUGGUCAUCCCACACCCCUUCCAUUAGAGGUCGGCCUGUUAAUCCUGGUCAACAGGGAGCCCAAAGCUCCAGAGAUCAUUCAGCUGCUGGACUGGCAGGACCAGCCUGAAUAUUACAUCAUGGUCAUGGAGCGUCCCUCGCCCUGCGAAGAUCUGUGGAACUACUUGAGACGUCACGAUGGCAUCCUCAAGGAGGAAACAGCACGGUUCAUCAUGGCACAAGCAACGAUGGCCGCUCACAUCUGCUGUCAACGAGGAGUGUUUCACCGUGACAUUAAGCUGGAGAACCUGCUGAUGAACCCCGAAACCCUCGAGGUCAAGCUGAUCGACUUCGGGUGCGGGGAUCUCCUGAAAGACUCUGGCUAUAAAAGUUUCUAUGGCACACGAAAGUACUUCCCUCCGGAGUACUAUGUGAGGCGCAAGUACCACGGGAGACCAGCUACUGUGUGGUCUCUGGGAGUGCUGUUAUUCAUCAUGGUAUGUGGACGCUAUCCACAACCCAGAGACCUACACACGAUUGAACACAACAUCUGGUCUGAGCCUGGCUUGUCGAACGAUUGCUGCCACCUGGUUCAGUCUCUCCUGCAGCAAAACCCAAGCCAGCGGAUUGACUUGAGGGAAAUCCUGCUACACGAAUGGUUUAAGGUCGCCGAGUAAGACGUAAAGAGGAAAAUGUAAAUAGUGCAAAUGAAAUGUAAAUAUUAUUUGCAGUAUUUACUGCCACAGUUCCAGAGAUCCUCAAGUCAGUUUAGCAUCUGGUGGCCUGACAUGAGUGCCGAUCCCUCCGUGCCUUAGCAUCUUGCAGGGCUGACGAGCCUUGGUAGCAUCUGGCACCGUGGCUUAUGGCAGGAAUGUUAGUGCCUGCCGAUAUUACUUGCCUAGGGACAGUGCAAUGAGUCCCUCUCACAGUCGUCUGUA